Molecule: messenger RNA, 3291 nt
Organism: Triticum dicoccoides
Lineage: Eukaryota; Viridiplantae; Streptophyta; Magnoliopsida; Poales; Poaceae
Product: pentatricopeptide repeat-containing protein At3g16610-like
Exons: 2
Coding region: 28-2424 (798 amino acids)
Biological process (GO): RNA modification
Cellular component (GO): intracellular membrane-bounded organelle
Molecular function (GO): RNA binding; protein binding; zinc ion binding
Source: RefSeq, a predicted model, not a curated record
GUUCCAAAGAAAGUAAGAAACCAUGCGAUGCGGCCGCGACUUCCCGCCACCAAGCUCAAACCGGCCGCCGGCGCACCACCACACUGCCCGCCUCGUCCUCCGGCAGCCGACCGCGCCCUCUCCACCGCCGCACCACCUUCCGACGCAUGCCACCUCCAGCAGCAGCAGCAGCAGCAGCAGCAGCAGCAGCAGCUCGAUGCCCACAUCGCCCGGGGCGACCUCACGCGCGCCCGCCAUCUGUUCGACCGAAUGCCCGACCCGGGCGCCCGCGCAUACAACUCCCUCAUCCGGGCCUACUCCUGGCGCGGCCCCGCCCACGCCGCCGGCGCGCUCGCCCUCUACGCCUCCAUGCUCCGCGGCGGCCGCUGCCCGCCCGACAAGUACACCUUCCCCUUCGUCCUCAAGGCCUGCUCCGCCCUCCGGGACCUCAGCGCGGGCCGCGCCAUCCACCGCCACGCCGCCCGCGCGGGCCUCCACGCCGACCUCUUCGUGUGCACCGCCCUCAUCGACCUCUACAUGAAGUGCGCCCGCUUCGGCCCCGCCGCCGCUGUCUUCCACGCCAUGCCCGCCAGGGACGCCGUCGCGUGGAACGCCAUGCUCGCCGGCUACGCGCUCCACGGCAUGUACCACCACGCGCUCGAGUGCCUCCUCCGCAUGCAGGAGGGCUGCGCCAGCCUCAGGCCCAACGCCUCCACCCUCGUCGCCCUCCUCCCACUGCUCGCCCAGCAGAGCGCGCUAUGUCAAGGAAAGUCGGUGCAUGCCUACAGCAUCCGUGCCUCUCUCCAUGACAAGGACGGGGUGCUUGUUGGCACUGCGCUGCUGGACAUGUACGCAAAGUGCGGGGAAUUCCUCUACGCACGCAGGGUCUUCGAGGCCAUGCCCAUCAGGAACGAUGUUACUUGGAGCGCCAUCAUCGGAGGCUUUGUGGUGUGCGGCAGGAUGACGGAGGCCUUCGGUCUGUUCAAGGACAUGCUGGCACAAGGACUGGGCUUCCUUUCCCCAACCUCUGUCGCCAGCGCUCUCAGAGCUUGCGCCAGCCUGGCUGAUCUCCGCAUCGGUAAACAGCUUCAUGUUUUGCUUGCGAAAUCCGGCCUCCACUCUGACGUGACCGCCGGGAACUCGCUCCUCUCGAUGUAUGCCAAGGCUGGGUUGAUCGACGAAGCUACUGCCCUUUUUGAUGAGACGGCGGCCAAGGACACGGUCUCUUACAGUGCGCUCGUAUCAGGGUAUGUGCAGAAUGGCAUGGCGGAUGCAGCGUUUCUCGUCUUCAGGAAGAUGCAGGCCUGCAACGUACAGCCGGAUGUUGCCACAAUGGUGUCACUCAUCCCAGCAUGUGCACACCUGGCAGCUUUGCAGCAUGGCAAAUGCAGCCAUGGUUCCGUCAUAGUUCGUGGAAUGGCACCAGAAACCUCUAUCUGCAAUGCCUUGAUGGAUAUGUAUGCAAAGUGUGGAAGGAUUGAUCUCUCCAGACAGAUCUUUGAUGUCAUGCCAGCUCGGGAUAUUGUGUCAUGGAAUACUAUGAUUGCGGGAUACGGAAUCCAUGGGCUCGGGAAAGAAGCCACUGCGCUAUUCUUGGACAUGAAGAAUCACGCCUGUGAACCUGAUGGCGUCACAUUCAUCUGCCUAAUUUCAGCGUGCAGCCAUUCUGGGCUCGUGACUGAAGGGAAACGCUGGUUUCACAUGAUGGCACAGAAGUAUGGUAUAACUCCAAGGAUGGAGCACUAUAUCAGCAUGGUUGAUCUUUUGGCGAGGGGGGGUUUCCUUGAUGAAGCCUAUCAGUUUAUCCAGAGCAUGCCGAUGAAAGCAGAUGUUCGUGUAUGGGGAGCCUUGCUUGCAGCUUGCCGGGUUCAUAAGAACAUCGAUUUAGGAAAGCAAGUGGCUAGGAUGAUCCAGAAACUAGGACCUGAGGGGACUGGCAACUUUGUUCUGUUGUCCAACAUAUUCAGCGCCGCUGGGAGAUUUGACGAGGCAGCAGAAGUUCGAAUAAUACAGAAGGAGAAGGGGUUCAACAAGAGCCCUGGCUGCAGUUGGAUCGAGAUUAAUGGCUCUCUACAUGCAUUUAUUGGCGGGGACAGAUCUCAUCCACGGUCACCUGAGAUAUAUCAAGAGCUGGAUAAUAUCCUGGUAGAUAUUAAUAAAUUGGGUUACCAUGCUGAUACAAGUUUUGUUCUGCAAGAUCUUGAGGAAGAGGAAAAGGAGAAGGCGCUUCUUUAUCACAGCGAAAAGCUAGCAAUAGCUUUUGGUGUCCUCACACUUAGUGAAGAUAAGACCAUUUUUGUUACGAAGAAUCUCCGUGUGUGUGGAGAUUGCCAUACUGUUAUCAAGUACAUGAGCUUAGUCAGGAGAAGGGAUAUAAUCGUCAGAGAUGCCAAUAGGUUUCAUCAUUUCAAGAAUGGGCAAUGCAGCUGUGGAGAUUUUUGGUGACAGCAAUACUACAGUCCGGUACAUGACCUCUCAGUUUUGUCUUGUAUCAGUCAUUCAGUUGCAUGCCUUGAAUAGUGGAGCAUUUAUAACUUCAACAGAAUGCCCUUUGAGGUGCCAAGUUUCUACGUUCCUGCAAGUUUUGCCCUCACAAAGGGUUAUCCAAAGUGAUGGUGUCAUGAAUUCAAAAUGAAAAUCCCAAGGCAUGUAAAGGUGCUAUUCUUCCAAAUCAAACAAAUUCAGUAUAAUGAUGGUCACAGGAAGCUAGAGAUGUGGUAUGCAAUAAAGCUAAAAUGACACAAAUAGAAGUUGCAUUUCUAGUAGAAAUCCCAGAGGUACAUGUUUAGUAUCACCAGUUGUGGAAUUCUGAAUUAUCAGAUAGUCCAGUUGAUGAAAUGAAAUGGUGUCUCAAAUAUGAUCCUGUGCACUUCCCUAUCCUGGAGAUUAGAAAAGGCAAUCAGCAAGUGAAGUUAGACUCUUAACCAUCAUAGUAAUCUGUCCAUUUUCUGAGCCUUUCUUUCCACGUCAUCAGUUGCUUGCUGUUCAGAAGCAUCAUUAGCAGCUUAAUGCUACCUUCUUACUGCAAGAGAUCACAGUCAGGAACUUGAUCAGCGAGAAAUUCCAGGGAUCCCUGCGGCAGCCCCAAGUAACUAUGAAGAGAAGGCGUGCAUUUGAGGCGCAGCAGGAACAAGCUAGUAGAAAAUCCGAUCAUCAUUUGUAAAAUGCUUUGAGCUUUUAUUUGUCGGGGAUAACCAGCUGGGGGCAUAAUUUUUCUCUAUGGGUCAGGGGUUGUUCCUCUAGUAGAUUCCAUGGUCCUACUGGCGCUGGAGCCAAGGGGCAUCGCACUUCUCCCUCUUCUUUGAAUUAAUU